CGCGGGCGGCCGAGACUCCUCGGUUGGCGAAGCGGGCGGAUGAUGGGGACGGAGCAGCGCUGCGGCGGGGGCCCCUUCUUCACCCUGGCCGAGGUGGCCAAGCGCAACACCGAGAAGGAGACGUGGCUCGUCAUCCACGGGCGCGUCUACGACGUCACCCGCUUCCUGAACGAGCAUCCUGGCGGAGAGGAGGUUCUGCUGGAGCAGGCUGGCCGAGACGCCACGGAGUCCUUUGAAGAUGUGGGCCACUCGGCGGAUGCCCAGGAGAUGCUCACUCAGUACCUCAUUGGAGAGGUCCAUCCGUCUGACUGCAAACCUGGGAGCUCCAAGGUUCCAGGGAAACCGACAUCAAACGAGUCCAGUGUGUGGGCGGUCUGGCUGAUCCCCAUCGUGGGUGCCUUGGUCCUGGGCUUAAUGUACCGCUAUUACGUGAUGGACGGGAGGUCGUCUUGAUGUGGGAUCUUGCUCAGCCUUGCCAAUUGGGAAGCAGCUGGCCUUUCCAAGGAGUGCAGUUCUGCUACGUUCUGGCGACCAUCCACCUUCCAGCUCUUGUCCGUCACUAGUCAGCCUCACCGUCCAGGUGCCUGCAAAGCUGAGCUGGGAUCUGGGAGGGCCCCACCACACUGCUGCUGCUGCCUCAGGGGAACCCACAGCUGCCAGCCAUCCCUCCGUGACGAUCUCCAUCCCUCGUCAUCAGCUUUGCAAGUGGUUUUUCAUUGAGCAGCAGCUUCUGGCUUGUGUUGGUGGGCACCUGUGACCCAUGUCACCCUGUCCCAUUUGACCUAAGAGAAGGGAUGACAUGCAGUCAGCAUUCCUGUCUAGAAUGAGACCAGCACGAGAAAUGGUUCCACCAGCGCAGCUGGGCAGCAUGACCAGAACAGCAGUGCCCCACUUGCGUCAGAAUGUUUCUCUGUGGUCUCUUUGUUUUUGAAAUGGUUAAACGUUCGUGUUUUCCUGGCUUCUGGUUUGCCUUUUUAAUGUCUUCCUACCUGCUCUGUAAUAAAAAAGCUCCCUAAGUA
Messenger RNA from Heteronotia binoei (common prickly gecko), 1019 nucleotides. Its product is annotated as cytochrome b5 type B. The transcript is spliced from 5 exons. The coding region runs from base 40 to 453 and encodes 137 amino acids. Gene Ontology annotation, cellular component: mitochondrial outer membrane; intracellular membrane-bounded organelle. The record is from RefSeq and is a predicted model, not a curated record. Gene Ontology annotation, molecular function: heme binding. NCBI's taxonomy places the organism in Eukaryota, Metazoa, Chordata, Lepidosauria, Squamata, Gekkonidae.